Molecule: messenger RNA, 3444 nt
Organism: Fonsecaea nubica
Lineage: Eukaryota; Fungi; Ascomycota; Eurotiomycetes; Chaetothyriales; Herpotrichiellaceae
Exons: 2
Coding region: 1-3444 (1147 amino acids)
Molecular function (GO): RNA binding
Source: RefSeq, a predicted model, not a curated record
AUGGCUCCUCCCACCGUCACACGGCCUGAGGGGCAACUCAAUAUAAACCUCUCCGGGUUGACUCCUAUCAGCGAGCCUUCCUCGGUUCCUACCAGCAAAUCUCCUUUUGGCGGUUCAAAAUCUUCCUCGGGACUGGCAGGACUUUCCAAUGCAAGAGUAGGAGCUGGCUCUCCUCUUCACGAACAGGCUUCUCGGCUGUUUCCAAAGCGUACACGGGAAUUACAGUCUCAGACCUCUUUAACCCCUAAUAUCUGGGGUCCUCCAACAAGUGGUACUUCAACCCCACUGUUUGAGAUCCCGGAAUCCCCCAGCCAGGAUGGUUUCCCAGAUUUGGUGCCUCUCACCGAGACUGGGAUAAAUAGUCCCGCGCGACGCGGACGAGCUGGCACCUUGCCCUCCAGAAUAUCCCCAGUCGGUACGAUUAAUGGAGUGAAUGUCAUAACCUCAAAGACUUCUCGUCCAACUCCUUCCACGAGUCCAUUCCGACCCGGUUCCACCUCCGCAGCCGAAACCGCGUUCUAUUCGACAGCCUCUAACCAAGCCAACCCCGGAACUUCAGCCUUUCUAUCCAGGCUUCGUGCCGGAAGCAUGCCUCAGCGGUCAAGUCUGCUUGGUCCUUCUGGCCCCUUUGGUCAGAAUGCUUUUAGUUCGAGCUGGGGGACAAGGACUCGGGCAGCUACUCUGACAAGUAUCAGUUCUGCUGAAGAUCCCACAUCCCCUCAACCGUCUGGAUACUCCAAGGACGGCAUGUCUGACUCUGGGGUCCGCACACUUGACUAUCUUGGUCUGGCCGAACCACCUCAUCACUCGAAAUCUGACGGCCUUCGCCAAGUCGCAGAUGAUUCUGCUCAUGGCCAGGACCCCAGUUUGUCCGAUGUAUUGGCUGGCUUUGGAAUGCGUAAUUCCAGUCGAUUCAGAUCCUUCUCUGUGAACACACAAUCCAAAUAUGCCACCGAGGCUCAAGAAGGGAACAGUAACUUUCCGUUGUUCGCUAGCGGGUCAUUGACACCCUCAGCAGCAGCCGCCCUGGAAGCCGAGUAUGAGUUGGUCCAGGAGAAGGUCCGUCUGCAUAAUCAGGCGGUUCAGGCAUUUGCGGUGAAUGCCAGUGCUGCACGCCCGCGAGCUCGAACUGCCGGCCUUGUCGAAACACCUCAACGUACGUCACUUCGUAAUUUGUCACAGCAACCAGCAGACAAGCUUGGUAUGGUGUUUGAUAUGCCGGGAUCGAAUGCAAUGGACCAGGCCGCUCUUGCGGACACUCUGCAGAAUAUGUCCAUCGUGGAAAACGUGAACUUAUCAUACGAAGGAAUGGAUGAAUCAGAAGUCCAGGUCUCUCGGUCCCUUUGGAUAGGCUCAAUCCCGAAUUCCACAACAAUGUCCUCGCUGGAUGCCAUCUUCAACCGGUAUGGCCCGAUUGAGUCAACCAGGGUACUCACUCACAAAAACUGCGGUUUCGUCAACUUCGAAUCGGUCGAGCAUGCCGUCCGCGCGAGACAACUCCUCAACGGAAAAGAAAUCUUCCCCGGCGCCGGCCCCGUUAGAAUCGGGUUUGCAAAGGCUCCGAAUGCGUCCGUCUCCUUGACCCCGGUGCCGAAUGCCACACCUCCCCCUGGCUCGAACGGAAAUAUUGAGGCAGGGGCAUCGCAAGCUCAGGACACUACUGGCAGCCCAGCUGGUUCUACAAACAUGCAGCAAACGCUGAGUAUGCCAGCUCCUGACCGCCUAGCGGAACUGCAGCCGGACAUAUUGCAAAUCAUUCUCGAUUUUGGUGGGCAACAGUCGGAUUUACCGACCAUCGCUGCAAAUAUCGAGAGUGCCAUUCACUACACUCGUCUAGAGAAAGAGAUCCCUCCUAUCCCAGAACCGAGUUCUACAAGAAUGUAUGAUGCUCCUAGGCUCCGGGACAUACGCAAGCGGAUUGAUAACGGAGCCUGUGGCUUGCAAGAGAUUGAACAGAUUGCUAUCGACAUGUUGCCUGAGAUUGCAGAGUUGUCUUCGGACUAUCUUGGGAACACCGUGGUCCAGAAGCUGUUUGAAUACUGCUCUGAGCAAACCAAAGAACAAAUGCUGACCUGCAUCGCACCCCAUCUUGCUGAGAUCGGAGUGCACAAGAAUGGAACCUGGGCUGCGCAGAAAAUCAUCGAAGUGUGCAAGACCGAAACACAAACUCGAUUGAUUGUCGACUCGCUUCGCCCCUACACUAUCCCCCUAUUCCUCGACCAAUAUGGCAACUAUGUUCUUCAGUGCUGUCUUCGUUUUGGACCACCGUACAAUGACUACAUCUUCGAGACCAUGCUUAGCCAACUAUGGGAAAUUGCCCAAGGACGUUUUGGGGCCCGGGCAAUGCGCGCUUGCUUGGAGGCUCAUCAUGCUACAAAGAACCAGCAGCGCAUGAUGGCAGCGGCUAUUGCUUUGCACAGUGUGCAGCUUGCCCAGAAUGCCAAUGGGGCACUGCUGUUGACCUGGCUCCUCGACACCUGCACGUUUCCUCGUCGGCGCUCAGUCCUUGCCCCCAGACUGAUCCCCCACCUCGUGCAACUUUGCACGCAUAAGGUGGCCUAUCUCACCGUGCUCAAGGUCAUCAAUCAACGAAAUGAACCAGAGGCUCGUGAUCUCGUUCUGAACGCCCUAUUUUUCAGCCCAAAUGACAAUGUGCUCGAACAGAUUCUGUGCGACCAAACCUCUGGUGUGACGCUGAUUUUCAAGAUUCUGACCACACCUUUCCUUGACGAUCACAUGAGACCAGAGGUGGUCCAAAAUGUUUCCAAAAUUCUCACCAAGAUCAAGGCUCAGCCGAACCAAGGAUACAAGCGGAUCAUGGACGAAGUUGGGUUGUCAUCGAGGCCUAGCCAACCUGUUAUGCAACAAUUCCCCUCUCAUGGGCACCCAAACCUGAACGAUCGUGCCAGGCCAAUGGCUCAGCCGCAACAUGUCCCUAUGACGGGACCGCAACAGCCCAAUUUUCCUCAGCGGCAGUACAGUGGCACCUUCGUCCCCAACGGUGGCGCUUUCGAGAAUGGCAUGAGUCCAAUUCGGACGGGCUCGGCCGACUCGUUCGGUUUCGCACCUUACACGAUGAACGGGUUCCAGUCGCAGCAGCAAUAUUCGCAGCUUCCAUACCAACAAAUGACCCCACAAUCUCAAUAUCAGAAUUUCCCAGCUGCAGCCCCUCAGCGUUCCAACAGCGGGUACAUGCCCAACGGCUAUGCUGGCUACGCAACGCCGCCGACGACCGUCGAUCCUUUUCGACCGUUGCAGAACCCAUCAUCCUCACCUCUCUCUUUCUCGGCUCAAAUGAGUCCCGUCAUCGGUUCGACUGGUUUUCCCCCACAGAGCUUUCAGCAGAAUAUGCCUUCCAACAUGUACAAUUAUCCUCAACAACAGUUUUUCUUCUCUCCACCAAUGCAGACAGUCCAUUCUGGAGGAAGAGGUCGUCGGAGAUAG